AUGUCUGCAAGGUACUAUAUCGCCAUCUCUCUCAUCUGCUCGCUUCUGGGCUAUGGCUCACCUACCAACCCCCUUAAGCAAUCAAUCCCAGCGGGCCAAGACGAUAGGAGCGCCGCGCUAAGCAACAAAUUUACUACCGAUAAGGAAACCGCGAAGAAACAGUUUGAGAACACGCGAGCAUUCGUCAUGAAGACGUGUGAUAUUGUUUUCCGCCGCAAAUCGGAUAUCAACGCACUUCCUUUUUUUCACACAAUACUGGUCUUCUUAUAUUACGUGGCUCAACACCCUAGAGCCAUUGCGCUCAUCGAGGACGAUUUCCCAUGGAAACGACUAGUCGACGUACUUAACGAGGCUUAUCCGGCACUGUUAUCAAAACCAAGGAUGGCAAAUGAAACCUUCCCGCGACCGCUGCGCAACGAGCCUUUGUGCCCACUUCCAGAAGACUAUGCUUUGCGAGGGUUUGCAUUUUCAAAAGGCUACUUCCCAGCCGAUUGGUUUUCUAACGAGAAGCUUGAAGAUGCUGAAAAGAUGUUUAAACCGCCCUCCUUGGGCGACAAGCGACGCCAACGUCUGCAUUGGCUUGGACACCAGAUCUGCAGUCUGGGAACCUGGAUCAAGUGGAACACAGGCUCAAGCCGUUAUACUACGGCCGAGGAGGGUGAAAGGCGGCGACAGGUUUCUAGCACAGAGAGCCCUGGUGGCGGCAAGUACCCUCACUGUGCUGCGCCUGCUGACUUACGGUCUCGAGUCUCUGGUGGGCAAACUGGCUCGCCUGCUCCUUCAAGUUCUCUGCGCCAACCAGGCGUGCCCGCUACCACCAGCCAGCAAGCACCAAUGACCAAGAUGAGCCGGAGCGAUUUUGACGAGACGAUGAUCGACCGUUUAAAUUGCCAAUUUUGUCGCCGCUGA
Molecule: messenger RNA, 909 nt
Organism: Beauveria bassiana ARSEF 2860
Lineage: Eukaryota; Fungi; Ascomycota; Sordariomycetes; Hypocreales; Cordycipitaceae
Exons: 2
Coding region: 1-909 (302 amino acids)
Molecular function (GO): protein binding
Source: RefSeq, a predicted model, not a curated record